ACAAACAAAACAAGACGUUAACGAUUCAUUCCACGGUCUUAAACUCAGUUGGGCCACGUCUCUAAUUCAAUACCUUCAUCGAACCCUUAAACACGAAGCAAUAACACAGCAUACUUAAGAUUCCAAACUCUUUCAAAUCCUUUCCGUUUCUGGGUUCAAUUCACUUCACUCCACUUCAGAUUCGCAAACCCUCCGAUUUAACUGAGAGAUGAAUCAGAACGGUUUGAUAUACAGCUUUGUUGCAAAAGGGACUGUGGUUUUAGCGGAACACACAUCGUACUCUGGAAAUUUCAGUACCAUAGCCGUUCAAUGUUUGCAGAAAUUGCCUUCUAAUAGCAGCAAGUAUACAUAUUCGUGCGAUGGCCACACUUUUAACUUCCUCCUUGACUCUGGAUUCGUAUUUCUUGUCGUUGCAGAUGAAUCGGUUGGGAGGAAUGUGCCCUUUGUAUUUCUUGAGCGAGUGAAGGAUGAUUUUAAACAGCGUUAUAGUGCUAAUAUUCAGAAUGAGGGUUCACAUCCUCUUGCUGAUGAUGAUGAGGAUGAUGAUUUGUUUGAAGAUCGAUUUAGCAUUGCGUACAAUCUUGACAGAGAAUUUGGGCCAAGGCUUAAAGAGCACAUGCAAUAUUGUAUGGACCACCCAGAAGAGAUAAGCAAGCUCGCGAAAUUAAAGGCGCAAAUAACUGAGGUCAAGGGGAUUAUGAUGGACAAUAUUGAGAAGGUUUUGGAUCGUGGGGAGAGGAUUGAGCUACUUGUGGACAAAACUGAAAACCUACAGUUCCAGGCGGACAGCUUCCAGAGACAAGGCAGGCAACUCCGGCGAAAAAUGUGGCUGCAGAAUCUCCAAAUGAAACUGAUGAUAGGAGGCGGAAUUCUUAUCCUAAUCCUCAUACUUUGGUUUAUUGCCUGUGGAGGAUUUAAGUGUUGAUGGGGGCAAACCAAAACCUAGCCUUAAUAGCAUUCACUGUUUUUCACGUUCUAUGUACAAAAAAAAAAAAAAUGGAAUAAAAAGAUAGAAGAUGAGUUUCUGGCUGUGUAUGUGACCACUGGUGCUAAUACUGUAGAAUCCAACUAUCUGUCUGUAUUCUGUAGUACCUGAUGGUUUUGUUAAUACUGUAAAGGAUAUGUUUUGUUAGAAUUUGGAACACUUUUUUGCUCAUUUGAGAAUAUGGCUCAAUUGAUUUUAUUAUUAUUUCUGUA
Molecule: messenger RNA, 1197 nt
Organism: Pistacia vera
Lineage: Eukaryota; Viridiplantae; Streptophyta; Magnoliopsida; Sapindales; Anacardiaceae
Product: vesicle-associated membrane protein 727
Exons: 6
Coding region: 209-925 (238 amino acids)
Biological process (GO): vesicle-mediated transport
Cellular component (GO): membrane
Source: RefSeq, a predicted model, not a curated record